Messenger RNA from Xyrauchen texanus (razorback sucker), 2829 nucleotides. RefSeq names its product probable G-protein coupled receptor. Gene Ontology annotation, cellular component: signaling receptor complex; plasma membrane; endosome. Bases 497 to 1783 code for a protein of 428 amino acids. Lineage: Eukaryota; Metazoa; Chordata; Actinopteri; Cypriniformes; Catostomidae. The transcript has 2 exons. Gene Ontology annotation, molecular function: G protein-coupled receptor activity. The record is from RefSeq and is a predicted model, not a curated record. Gene Ontology annotation, biological process: G protein-coupled receptor signaling pathway.
CGACCUAAGUGGUGUAAAUACUGAUUAACAUUGCUGACAACUGGAAGAGCAGGUGGGACCAUAUCCAUUCUUCACCUGGAUCUUUUCAGAUGGAAAAGGAACACCUGUAUGAACUUUGCUCAUUGGAGCCAGUGAUAAUCUGUUCUGCAUGAUAACACUUGCAAGGCAUUAUGAUCUCCUUUGGUUGGUCUUCAUUCAAGUCACCUGAAAUGCUGAGUGAGAUGGGAUUUCACGUCACUUUCUGAUGUGAAAAUACCAGAAUACUGUACUUGCUUAAAUGUCUGCAGGUGUAGCAAAAGCCUUAUAGGAAAAAGUUUCCACAUUUGUGAAACAUGUUCAUAUGUUCUAAUCCCAAAUCUGAUUGGAGAAUUGUCUGAAAAAGUGAAGAUGUUCCAGUGGUUGACAGACAUGAUUUCCCAACAAACCAGGAGAUAAAACGAAAAGAAAACAACGAAAAAACAUGGAGAAGCCUGAGACUAUCUCUAAACUGUGAAGUAUGGAGAGAGCCAUACCAGGUCUGAUGCUCGGUCUCCUGACCAAUCACACGACUUCAAAUUACAUGUCUGACCAGCGGAGUACAACCAAGCCUACCCCUCCCAGCUUGGAGGAGGUCAUCCACUCGGAAUCCCAGAUUAAGGAUCUUGUUGGGCUCUUUUGCAUGGUAACCCUUAACCUUGCAGCCCUAUUGGGCAACAGUGGAGUUAUGGUGGCCAUAGCUCGAGCCCCGCAUAUGAAGAAAUAUGUAUUUGUGUGUCAUCUUUGUGCAGUUGACUUGCUUUGUGCUAUAUUAUUGAUGCCUCUUGGGAUAGUGUCAAGUUCACCAUUUUUCAGCACUGUGGCAUUCACAGUUCUAGAGUGCCAGGUCUACAUCUUUCUAAAUGUGUUCCUCAUAUGUGCCUCUAUUCUUACUGUGACUGCAAUUAGUAUAGAGCGCUACUACUACAUUGUUCACCCUAUGCGUUAUGAGGUAAAGAUGACUUUAAACCUUGCACUUGGCGUUAUGGUCUUUAUUUGGGUGAAAUCUGUUUUGAUGGCUUUGGUUACACUUCUUGGUUGGCCAUCAUAUGGGAACCAGAGCUCCAUUGCAGCAGCCCAUUGCUCUUUACACUGGAGCCACAGUCGCCUCAGGAACGUUUUUGCUAUUCUCUUCAGUGUGUUUUGUUUCUUGGUCCCUGCCGUUGUGAUCUUCACUGUAUAUUGCAAUGUGUACAAAGUUGCACGAACAGCUGCCCGUCAGCACGUCCUGAUGCCGACAUGGACAGCUAACGAAGCCAAGCGUCGCUCAGAUUCUAUCAACAGUCAGACCACUAUGAUAACCACAACCCGAAGCCUUCCCCAGAGAUUGUCUCCAGAGAGGGUCUUUGGGGGUGGAAAGGCUGCUAUCACCCUAGUUGUCAUUGUGGGACAGUUUCUCAUAUGCUGGCUUCCAUACUUCAGUUUCCAUCUUUACAUGUCUAUCAUCACUCCACUUCAGAGCCCAGGAGACAUUGAAGAGGCUGUCACUUGGCUAGCGUACUCCUCGUUUGCAGUGAAUCCAUUCUUUUAUGGUCUUCUGAACAGACAGAUCCGGGAGGAACUCAUAAAACUAAGAAAAUGUUGCACCAGUAGACCUAUAGAACUUCGAGCCUCCAGUCAUGAAGGUUCCAUCCAGGAGAACCUUCUGCAGUUCCUGCAGAGGACCAGCAGCACAGCUGAGAUCACCAGACCUUGUUGUGGCAAUUCCAGCCCAAAGAACACUGUGGACCAGGGUGCCAGAUUACCUGGCCAGAUCCCUGAGGAAUAAACAUAAGUUUGAAGUUUUGUGUUUUAAAAGAAGACCGUUAUGUGCAUGAAUCUAAUUACAAAUUGAAACAAAAAAUUUAUGAAAUGUUAUGACUUAUGAAAAUUCAUUAGCAUUUUGCCCAAUGCAAAGCCAGUAGAAAGAAUCAUGUAAUAGAGAGCAACCAUGCCCACCUUCAUUUUCAGGUGACUUGGUUUCGGAAGUAUUUUUCUAUAGGAAUACAAAGAAUGCUUCAUAAAAGAGUUCUAAGCCGUGAACCAAACCAUCCAGCUCUGAUGUGAAUUAAACCAUUACAAUCUUUGAUUGGAAGCCAAAAAUAUUUUAAAAUCAGACAAAAGGUACAAAAGACAAAAGUACAAGGCUGUGUCCUUAAUGUGUUUCAUGAGGGAAUGAACUACAAUCCCACUGUUACUGAUUGCGUGCGAAUUACCGAAACAAAUUACCAAAACAAUAGAAAAAGUUGUUGAUUGUAAGUUUUGAAACAAUAGAUUUACAUUUUAUUGCAAAAUAUUCAGAUUUGAGUGUAUAGGAUGACCGACUCGAUUGCAUCAUUCACUGUAUGUCAAUCAAGGGGGCUGUCGCUGCAGAGCUUGUUUGGCACACUUUGGUGGCUGUGGUUUUUGGAUUGGUGGCGCAUUUCUCUUCAGCACCAUGCAAUGUAGAUCUUCACCUGGAAUUUAUUUUUAGAUUGAAAUAAUGGCUUCAACAGAAGCAUUUACCAUUGAUUUAUAACUGUAGAGCUCAUGCUAGGGCUGUCCUUAAAGUUUUAUGAGUUAUCGUUAAAAAAUAUAUUUAGCUAUGGAAAAAAAAGAUUUAUUUAUUUUUUCUUCCUGAACCAACAAAACAAAAAAUCUGGUCUAACUGCUCUUUGAACCAGUGUCCCCUUUUGUAAUCUAUGUACUCAUAAUUUGUUGUUAUGGUGCAUGUAUCAGUGACAACAGCAAAUGCUCAAGAUAAGGUCUUAUCAAUAUUUUCAUUAUAUGUUCAUUUAUUGCCACCUGAUAAAACAUUGCGUUAAUCUAUAAUUGCUUUCAUAAUCAUCACCACUU